Molecule: messenger RNA, 960 nt
Organism: Penicillium brasilianum
Lineage: Eukaryota; Fungi; Ascomycota; Eurotiomycetes; Eurotiales; Aspergillaceae
Source: the annotation of a GenBank genome assembly
AUGGGUUUCAUCUAUUCUCAACUCUUUGUCCGACCGACAUAUCCCACCAGGUCCUUCGAGGGCCAAACGGUGCUCAUCACUGGCUCGAAUGUGGGCCUGGGCCUUGAAGCUGCUCGCCAUGUGGUCCGACUAGGCGCUACACGAGUGAUCCUGGGUGUACGAAAUGUGCCUGCUGGGGAGGCUGCCAAGGAAGAUAUUGAAAAGUCCACCGGUCGCCCUGGAGUAUGCGAAGUAUGGGAGGUCGAUCUGGCUUCCCACAGCUCCACUCUGGCCUUUGGCGAUCGAAUCGCGCAGCUUCCUCGCCUCGAUGCCGCAAUCCUCAAUGCAGCAAUAGCCACUGGAGAUUACCAACAGGCCGAGGGCUACGAACGCUCCAUUACCGUGAACGUGAUCAAUACCCUGCUCCUCGGACUCCUCAUCCUGCCUCGCCUGAAGGCCACUGGACAAGAGUUCCCAACAUCCCAGCCCCGUUUGGCCUUCGUGGUUAGCGAAGUCCAUGCAUGGGUGGAUUUUACCGAAUGGAAAGACACGGAUAAGACUAUGCAGCUCCUGUCGGAUCCCACCAAGGCCAAGAUGAGCGAGCGAUAUCAACUGUCCAAGUUGUUGGAGGUCUUGCUCGUCCAAGAGCUCGCCGGCCGCACGCGAGGCACGGAUGUGAUCAUUACCAUGGUUAAUCCGGGACUUUGUCAUUCGGCUCUCGGCCGUGAUGCGGGCUGGCAACUCGCCGCGUUGAAGCUAGUGUUGGCGCGGACUACCGAAGUAGGAUCGCGCACCCUGGUGGCCGGCAUUUCAACUGGAAUCGAGGGGCAUGGAGCCUAUAUGACGGAUGCCACGGUGGACAAUACUAGCCUGUCGCCAUUCGUCCGCAGUGAAGAGGGACGUUUAGCCCGCGAGAAUAUUUGGAAGGAACUGUCGGCAAUUCUUGAAUCGGUUCGCCCUGGGAUCACGCAGAUUGUUUGA